UUCACAGCCUGGGUGGAUGCGGUGAUAUUCGUCUUCAGCCUUGAGAAUGAAGCCAGCUUCAACGGCGUCUACCAGUACUUUGCGAAGAUGGCGCACUACCGCAGCACGGCCGAGAUCCCGAUGAUCCUCGUCGGGACGCAGGACGCGAUCAGCGAGAACAACCCACGAGUCAUUGACGACAGCCGGGCGCGCAAGCUGGCAUCCGAUCUCAAGCACUGCUCCUACUACGAGACGUGCGCCACCUAUGGGCUGAACGUGGAACGAGUCUUUCAGGACGCGUGCGCAAAGAUAGUUCAGACGCGGUUGUCAACGCCGACGAAUUCGCGGGCGUCGACGCCCAGCCAAUCGCUGCGAGGUUACUACGUGUCGUCGCCGACAAACAACGGUUACCAUAGCAACCAGCAGUCGUCUGCCGCGGGCGUGUCCAGCAACCUGACGGCAGUCGCUCCUAGUGGCAGCACGCACAAGACUUGCCAACUCCCAGCUCCACUCCGACGACGGCUAGGAAAAACCGCCGCCGUUCCAACCUGUUCACUCCUUCGAAGAAGGAGGAGAAGGAGGACAAGAAGACGAAGAAUGGCUCCGGCGACAUGAUGGGAAGCGACGUGCAAUUCCCAUCAAGCAGGGUUACUUGUACAAACGGAGUAAAGCCAUUAACAAGGAGUGGAAGAAGAAAUACGUGACGCUGACCGAUGAUGGGCGACUCACCUACCAUCCUAGCUUACACGUACGUUAACGUAGCUUAUACAUAU
Priapulus caudatus is the source of this 752-nucleotide messenger RNA. RefSeq names its product centaurin-gamma-1A-like. Gene Ontology annotation, molecular function: GTPase activity; GTP binding. Gene Ontology annotation, cellular component: nucleus. Lineage: Eukaryota; Metazoa; Priapulida; Priapulimorpha; Priapulimorphida; Priapulidae. The record is from RefSeq and is a predicted model, not a curated record.